UAUGAUUCCUAUGAAAAGCAGUAUUCAACUACUUUUUGGGUAAUUUGUUCAUUAUUUAAGUGACUUUGAGCGACAUUUUGCCAUUAGUGAAGUCUGAAGUAGUAACAGACGUAUUGGCAACUCUAUCAAACCAAAACAUUGCGGCUUGACGGGAUUGUUACCUGGACCGGUGGACGGCUGUUGACUGGUGUUGUGUGCCACAGUGACACUUGGAGACAUCACCACUUGGGUACAGGGCGUGACAGCAACUGGCCAAUAAAACCAGCAGGUACCACAGAUGCACUUGUAAUGUAAGCCAAGCAGACGAGAGGCGCUGUUACCACCGUGGCUCACAAUACAGCCCGAUGCUGGCCCACACUGUGCCAUCACGAUCACGCUGCCUGCUGAGACCGUGACCAUUUCCUAUAAUGUUGCCAAGGCUGCUGUCCAUCCAUGCCUCCAGACAAAUAUUCCUGGGAGGGAAGGGUGUCGGGCAGCCUAGCACGAGGAAAUGUUGCCACCUUCUGCCUAGUCCUUAUGGUGUGACAUUGCACAGGUUCAGCAGCACCGGCAUUAAAGACCCCAGCCUAAGAAGGUUACAUCUGUACAAGCGAGUGUUUGCAAUUUCUCUCUUUGGGGGAACACUUUUUGCUGCCUGGUAUCUUAAGAAGCAGAAAGGAGUGAAGCUCAAGACACUACUGGAGGACUUCACAAGGCUUCCAGUUGAUGAUUCACUCUUUGGCUCUCCAGUUUCAUUAUACAGGCACAAAGGAUACAUUUUUCCUGGUCAGCUGGUGAUGUCAGGCGUGUUCAAAGAAUUACCUGAUUUCCAGUUCAAGCAAGAGGACGUUCUGGUCGCCAGUUAUCCCAAAGCAGGCACAACAUGGGUACAGGAAAUUGUGUACAUGCUAACACACGGCUGCCAGAAGACUAAUGAAAGUUCAGAAAUUUUGGAGACAAGAUUUCCCUACCUUGAAUAUCCUUAUCCAGGAAUUAAAUCUCUUGUUCUGAAAAAGGAAAAGAGAUUUAUCAAAACUCACUUGCCAAUCAGUCUCUUACCCACCUCUUUUGAAAACAGCGGUGCCAAGUUAAUUUACAUUGCCAGGAAUCCUCGAGACACAGCGAUAUCAUACUUUUACUUCAUGCAGCUUCUGACUCAGUGUGACUACCAGGGAACACUCUCCAGCUUCAUUGACAUGUUCCUUUCAGAUAGAGCAAUGUACAGUCCAUAUUUUGGUCAUAUCCUGGGAUAUUGGGAAGCUCGACACAAUCCCAACAUUCUCUUUGUCACCUAUGAGGAGCUUCAUCAGAACCCACACAAGAUUAUUAGAAAAAUAGCAGAGUUCCUCAGUAUUGAUGUGAGUGAUGCCGAAGUGAACCAUGUGGCAAAAAGCACAUCCUUCAUACACAUGGCAGCAAAUCCUAGUGUUAACUACGAGCACUGGAAAGAUUUUGGAUUUGCUUUCAAAGACAAGGGUACAUUUCUUCGUAAAGGUAAGAUUGGAGAUUGGCAGAGGCACCUGAGCAGCAGUCAAGUGGCAGCCUUUGAAGAGUGGGAAAACAAGCAUUUGAAGGAUUCAGACUUAAAAUUUACAUAUGCAAUUCCUGCUCAAAGUGAUGCACAAUGACUGCAGGUCCUGCAGGUCAUGCGGUGAACUGACGUCAAAAUUAUACUUAUGUAAAUAGCUGUUCAGUGAAGACAAUGUAUAUUUACAAUAAAAAUAUAAAACUUCUCAUCUUUCAAAUUUCAAGCUGUGGAAUUAAGCAACAUGCUGUAUAAAUUAAUCAAAAUCCCAUCCCAAGGUAAUAUUACAUUCAAAUUAUCCUUAUAGUUAGCAUAUUAUCACCAGAAUUAUUGUGCAUUAUUGUGGCAGGAUAUCUAGCAAGCCUCCAUUCAAAACCUGAGUUAAAGAGAAUCAUAGCACACCAUUUGCUGCCACCAAGAGGCAGUGAGAGCACCAUCAUACAAAAUCUUAACCCUCUCACACAUCAGUACGAAUGCCCCAUCUUCACUGCCACAAAAGAGUAUCUCCCUUAUGAUACCAGCUAAGAAGCAUCCAUUCAAACAGGCCGUUUCCAAAAUGAAAAUGGCUACCUAAUAUUGAAAGUGACACAUCUGCUACAUAAAAAUUCUAGCUUUCCUUAGUUUAAACAUCAGUCAAAAGUGACAGAUAGGAUUCAAAGAAACAUCCAUCUCACAAGAUGACAGCUGAUGAUGUGACAGCUGUGACUCAAGCAAGUCCUGAUUAAAGGUCUUAUGAUGUGGCUAUAUAGGCAACAGCAGGUAUUGAGUGACUGAUUGAGUUGAGACACUCAAUAUCCACACCAUCUCAAAAGCAAAGCCAUAGCCACCCACCCACAACAAAGUCCGUUUUCAGUAAGAUGGUGAGAUUUCUCCACUGCCAUUCCUCUGAGGUUCCAUAAGAACCAUGGACUUACAUCACGUGGAAAUAUUCUGCAGACACACAUCUGUGAGCUCCCACACAUGAUGCACAUGAACACUGCAACUCAAUGCCACCAGCGAUGAUGUAUGAAUUUUGACUUUCUCCAAAUUUAACCAACAAAACAGGUUUGUUACAGAAAGCUUUAAAAAUGCAUAUUAUGAACAAUGGGAAUAAAAAGAACUUAAAACUCAAUAGUUUUCCAUAAAUACAGUCAGAUUAUUAUUUUGUGUAUUACUUCAAUAUAUAUACACACUGUGGUGCAUGAGAGGGCUAAUACAUAAUUAGAAUUUUUUUUUUCUUUUUUUUUUUUUUCAAGUAUGAAUCUAUCACAUUUAUUCACACACACACACACA
Molecule: messenger RNA, 2776 nt
Organism: Portunus trituberculatus (swimming crab)
Lineage: Eukaryota; Metazoa; Arthropoda; Malacostraca; Decapoda; Portunidae
Product: sulfotransferase 1 family member D1-like
Exons: 10
Coding region: 408-1607 (399 amino acids)
Biological process (GO): sulfation
Cellular component (GO): cytoplasm
Molecular function (GO): sulfotransferase activity
Source: RefSeq, a predicted model, not a curated record